Acanthopagrus latus (yellowfin seabream) is the source of this 5064-nucleotide messenger RNA. It is a transcript of the gene srek1, whose product is annotated as splicing regulatory glutamine/lysine-rich protein 1. The record is from RefSeq and is a predicted model, not a curated record. Bases 154 to 1659 code for a protein of 501 amino acids. Gene Ontology annotation, cellular component: nucleoplasm. Lineage: Eukaryota; Metazoa; Chordata; Actinopteri; Spariformes; Sparidae. Gene Ontology annotation, molecular function: RNA binding. The transcript has 12 exons.
CGCUCCGCCCACCUGGAUGUAACGCGUUACUCCACUGCGACGAGCGGGGAGACAGAAACAUCCAAAAAAAAAAAAAAAAAAAAAAAAAAAAAUACUGAAUAUAACCCCCCCCACACAUUUUAAAGAUUAUAAGCGUAUUCAUCAGUCCGUACAAUGAGCGGGAUCCCGGGGACCGCUGUCGUCCAGGUCACCAACCUGUCCUCGGCCGUGAGCAGCGAGCAGAUGCGCACUCUGUUCGGUUUCCUGGGAGACAUCGAGGAGCUGCGGCUCUACCCGCCCGACAAUGCCCCUCUGUCUUUCUCGUCCAAAGUGUGUUAUAUAAAGUACCGAGACCCCUCCAGUGUUGGUGUGGCGCAACAUCUCACCAAUACUGUGUUUGUUGACAGAGCUUUGAUAGUAGUGCCCUGUGCGGAAGGGAAAAUCCCGGAGGAGGCCAAGGCUUUGUCACUUUUGGCACCUACCACCCCAGUACCCAGUCUGAUCCCUGGUGGGGGGCUGCUGCCUAUUCCUACUCCAGCCCCACUUCAGAAUCUCAACCUCCCCAUAGUGAAUCGGAUAUCAGCUACUCUGGACCCCACAGCUUCAGCUAACUCCCAGCCCCCCCUCAUGGGAAAUGUGGAUCCCUCAAAGAUCGAUGAGAUCAGGAGGACCGUCUAUGUUGGCAACUUGAACUCACAGACCACCACCGCAGAGCAGCUGCUGGAGUUCUUCAAGCAGGUGGGAGAUGUGAAGUUUGUACGAAUGGCUGGAGACGAGACUCAGCCAACGCGUUUUGCCUUCGUGGAGUUUGUCGAGCAGGAUUCUGUUGCCAGAGCUCUGACCUUCAACGGAGUCAUGUUCGGAGACAGGCCCUUGAAGGUUAAUCAUUCCAACAACGCCAUUGUAAAGCCUCCCGAGCUGACGCCACAGGCUGCUGCGAAGGAGCUAGAGAGUGUUAUGAAGAGGGUGAGGGAAGCCCAGUCUACCAUUGCAGCUGCUAUAGAGCCAGCGGACAUAAAGAAGCGUUCCUCCAGUCGGUCCAGAAGGGGGCGGAGGUCUCGCUCGAGGUCGCGCUCCCGUUCGCCCUCGAGGUCGCGCAGGAAAAGGUCCCGUUCGAAACACAGACCGCCACAGAGGUUGUGGCCGAGAGGUGACUCCCACAGUUCCCGAGGCGGCCACAAGAGGCGCUCUCGCUCCAGAGACAGAAGGCACAGUCGAAGUCGAUCAAGGGGCCACAAGAGGAGGAGUAAGGAUCGGUCCAGGAGCCCUCGGAGGAAAGCCAGGUCACCCUCACCGAAAAGAGGUAAGAAAGACAAGAAGAGGGAGCGCAGCAGGGACAGGCGGGACCGCUCCACAUCCAGAAAGAGGAGCCGCAAGGACGAGGACAGGAUAAAGAGCAAGGCCAAGCCAAUGAAGGAGGAAGACAUUAUUCGCGACCUUGUUUUCCCCUUCGCUCCUUAUGGCCGGCAGAAGUGCCCAAUGAACACCUGCCAACUGAGAGGGCGGCAUUAUGUGGAAAGGGACUAUGACCGAGAGGAGAAGGACGACUUUGAAAGCGACAGAGAAGACUCGGCCACACACAGCGACGACAUGACGUCAUCACCCUGCGCCCAGCACAACGGCAGCUACAAGACUCACAACGAGGAGGACACACCUAUGGGUGCGGACGGCACCAAGUGACUAUUGGAACCCUGCAGGAAAAACUAAUCUCGCUCCAUCGAGUGAUCUCAACGCCUGUCGCGUGCGUAUACAUCCACGAACAUCAGAUAACCACUCCGUCUUUUCUCCAUCAUCGUCUCCUGUUGUACAACCUGAUUUUUACUGUACAUUAUUGGCAAAUGCACGGAUCCUGUAAUUCAGUUACAGUCGACCGGAAGGCCAAGUGAGCACUCAUUACAGCAGAACCUUUCUUGUUGAGCUGCAUGUUAGGGCUGGAACUAACGACUAUUUUCAAUAUCGAUUGCGCUGCCCGAUAUUUUCACAAUUAGUCGCUUGUAAAAAAUUCCAAAAAAUUGUGGAAAAUGCUCAUCACAAUUUCAACCAACUGUCCAAAACCCCAGAGACUCUUCAUUUAUCAUCAUAAAUGGCAAAAAAGCAGAAAAUCAUAAACUUUAUUUAGCUGGAAUCUGCAAAUGUACAUUACUGCUUGAAAAAAUGACUGAAACUAAUACCAGUUUAUCGACUUAUUGACACAGAGGGUGCACAUGAUAUAACAGUUCCACACUAAAUACUACAGGCUCUGAAUGUGGUAUACAAUCAGGUCAGUAGAAGCUUCAAAACACACUAUUGCAAGUCUGUCAUCCUAAAUUUCAUAAUAUUACACAGGUGAUAUUGGGCCCACCUCCUGCGAUGCUUUAAGAGCUCAGUUUCUAUCAUUCUUUCCACAGCGAUACUCAAACUGUUGUCACCUUACCGAGCACACUACAAAAAGUGUGCGGGCCUGAAGCAGCUGCAGAGCUUUUGAGAUUCUGUUGCCCGGCAAUAUAAAUCAUAAUUUUUUUAAUAUAAAUGUUUCUCCAUUCCUUCUGUGUCAUCUUGACCUCUUCAGAAGCCUAAAAAAAACCUAAGAUUACCACUAUUUAGGUCAUACUGUAGCAUGUAUGACAUUUCCUAAAUGUUUGCCAGACAGUAAAAUGCAGAGACAAUCUGCAUUAACUGUAAAAAAAAAAAAAAAAAAAAAAAACACUGUCUAACAUUUUGCUUCAUUUAUUCCUGUCGUGUAAGCCCAGACACCAGACCGACAUCAAAGAACUAGCCCAGUUGAAAGUCACUUGUUGUUAAGUCACCCGUGUCUUGGCACAAAGACAAAAUACAACGGCCAUCGGAUGACUAGCUCGUACGUUUUGCUCAUGUGUGAGGAAAUCACUCUCCAAACCACCAGGUGGCAGUAGUCUGUAGUCAUCGUUCAAGAAAGGGAAACUAGAACACACUGCGGAUACACAAACUGUUCCAAUAAACAGACUUUAUUGACACCACUCUCACUAAUAUAGCCACUUAUUGAUUGAUUGAGAAUAUGUGCGAUAAUGAGAAGCUACAAACGGUACUGUGUGGCGGAAGCGGGAAAAAAAAAACAAGGUUAAAUGUGUUAAAUGUGUGAAAGCAUGGAUACUACAGCAACAGGCUCAAGGGGCUUUCCCUCUUCUUUUUCUGUUUCUCUUCAGAAUGAAGAAAAAAAGUGAAAAAAUGUAAUCUGCUUUAUAUGCGCUCAAAAGCAGGCAUUCAAAUGCAAUAAAAAAAAAUUUAAAAAAUUUAAAAAUAUCUAGAAAAAACACUGGCAGCUACUCUGGAUUCCAACACAGAAAGCUUGACAGACUUCCUCAAGUAGCAUUUAAUACAAAAUAGUAUCAUUCUAGGAAAAACUGCAGUAAAUCUGAAUGAUUCCGUCAUGUGGUUCUGUGUGGCUGUUGACAGUAAAGGAACUUCAGUUUUAGUAAUAACUGAACUGAGCAGACUUUGUCUCCGGGGCUGUUUUACAUUCUGAAUAUUACACUUUGAGGCCCCAGUUGAACUUUCAGGUUUGUCUGUAUGACUCAUAGAGCCACUUGUGUUCCUAGAGUGAUGUGCUGGUUAAAACUGUAUUUUUCAUCAGUUGAAUUUCAUCAGAAAACACAAAUACUACAGCUGUGAUGUAUAAUCCAGGGAGGCCUUCACCAUGCUAGCUUUUUUGGCGUACAGAAGCUAAAGGAGUAGCCAUCAAAACAAGAUGUCUACCAGCUGUUAUCAGCCAGCUGAAAUGUUCUUGUUGGACAUAUCAUGCGCCGCGAUCAACACGUCUUGAGGUAAAAAUAAACCGGCCUCUGCAUCUGAGGUCUCGUGGGGUGUAACUGUUUUUAUUCUGCUGCUCUGACUUUGGUGUGACAGCAACUUCCCAUAUUCUGUUUGGUACAGUGGCACAGUACAGCUCUAAAACAUAGUCCCUGAUCGAUGAAAUGUAAGAAGACAAGGGCCCCUCUCACUGUAUGAAUGAAAGAAAAACAGGUUUUCUGCUGACGCUAAAAUGCUCAUUUGCCCUUUUGUGCGUGGCGGUUAAGGACAGUUUGAUCGAGCAGGUCUGUGAAGUGUCCUUUUUAUUUCCUGUUUUGCGCCAUUUCUCCGAGAGUGCUCUGCAAAAUGUAGAUUUUUAUGACUUGUGCUGUAAUUAUGAGAAUGCGGAAUCAUGUUCUACUGUUUCUGUGAACCUGUUGCUAAUAUAUUUCAGUACAAAAAAACAAGACGAUAUGUUUCUCAUUUGGUCGACAUGAACAUGUUUUUACUUCCUGUUUUUUUUUUUUUGUUUCAUGGGUGUAAGUUUACUUGCUUUCUUAAAAAUAUUUUUCAGAUUAGUCGCAACAAGAUCUCAGUGUAUCACGUUCCUUUUCUCUGUUAUUGUUGUGAUGCUGUGAGAUAAAACUAUUACAUGUUUUUAUAAUACAAUCCAGGCCUAUACUGCAAAGGAAAAAGGAAAAUGAUGACGGCGGUGUGCAAAAUGUCUGUCGGCUCAUGUUUGCUCAAGAGAAGCGAAGCAACCACUGCUCACAGGUCAAACAAGCUGCUUGCAAGCACAGAAGGGUCAAAAAGUGCCUAGACUAAGAUUGUACAGAAUAUUCUAAUAAAAUAUGGAGACUUAUUGACAGAUGCAACCUGAAUUUAUUGUUAAUUAAUGAUGUUGAAUAGCUUAAACUAAUGAGAUGUUAUAUUAAAGUAUUGUCAGUUGUCUUUAGUGAUUAAUAGCAGAGUAGAUUGAACAUUGAUGGGACUUUUGUGGAUUUGUUUAUUUUUUAAAAAUAUUUUGUUGGGUUUUUUUUCCGUCUUUUUUCGGUGUUGCAGUUUGCAGUAUUGUGAUCGUGUCAAAAAUGUAUGUUCAUUUUGUGUGCAAGCUGGCCCCAGGUUAAGUUUUCAUAAAAACGCUUGUAACAUUUUAAAAGGUUUACUUUUGAAAAGAGGACUUAAAGACUUUAUGACUGUCUUUGCCAAAUUCCACUGAAAUGGCUUUAACAAACCUAAUUUGAUUGUAAUUUUUUUUUUCUUUUGCUGCUUUUUUACGUACACAAGGCUUCAGUACGAAGUGAACUCAUGAUAAAGUUUAGUAAAGUAUUUCCAACACAA